Messenger RNA from Dendrobium catenatum, 1335 nucleotides. RefSeq lists its product as uncharacterized. NCBI's taxonomy places the organism in Eukaryota, Viridiplantae, Streptophyta, Magnoliopsida, Asparagales, Orchidaceae. The record is from RefSeq and is a predicted model, not a curated record. The transcript has a single exon. Bases 1 to 1335 code for a protein of 444 amino acids.
AUGGCCUCUCCAUCUCUCGACUUCCCCCCUCUUCCCUCUGCUUCAGUUCUUGGCAAUCCCCCUACUGUCCUUUCUUAUGCCGACAACGUCUCAGCCCCAGCUUCCAAGCCAAAUGUUUUCCUGGUUUCCUUCUUCUCCCCGGGCCAAAAGAAGCUCUCUUUCAACUCCAACGAUCUUUCUGAAGGAAAGACUAUCUGGAACAAUGCUCUCAUCGGUUACUCUCUCGGUCCUCGCCCGUACUAUGAGCGCCUCCUCAAAGCCAUGCAGAGACUCUGGCCUCUUAAGGGAUUUAUGUCCUUGCUUUCUCUGGCGGAUGGCUUUUUUCUUUUGAAGUUCUCUACGUCUGAUGACCUAGAAUCCAUUUUAUCGGGCGGACCAUGGUUUCUCCUUGGAAAGCCUUUCAUCCUUCAGCGUUGGUCCCCAAAAUUCAAGCCAAAAAGAGACGAGGCAGCACCGAUUCCCCUGUGGAUUAAAAUUGUGGACUUCCUGUUAGCUCUUUGGAUGCCUACAGGCAUCUCCCGUAUUGCCAGCUACAUUAGGAUACCGAUCUCGGUUAACGCUCUUACUGCUAAUCGUACCAGGUUAACGUUUGCUCGGGUAUGUGUCCUCAUCACUAAAAAUUCAAUUUUGCAUGAGGAAAUUCCUUUAGAGAUUGAUGGUGAAGACAUGGUUCUUACUGUUAUUUAUGAUUGGAAACCCGACACUUGUGAGGGUUGUGGCUCGUUGAUUCACCCUUACUCUCUUUGCCCCAAAAAUCCUAAUCCACAACCCAUCCUACCUCCUCAACCACCAAAAAACAGAGGUCGUAGCAAAUCCAGGUUGCGAUCUUCUCAUCCCCGUAGAUCCCCGUCCAAACAACCCGCUUCAAAACCUGUUGCUGUUGGUGGUCCAUCAAUCUCUAGUUUUACCUCCUCUGCUCCCCACCAGCCCCCAGAUUCUCAGUUGGCUCUUCCUCCUGUUAAUCCCCCUUCCACUGACCUGUCUCAGCCCCCAUACAAAGUUCCUCCUCUACCUAACCUGAAUUCCCCCACAGAAGAUUCCUCUUCUUCUGAUCAACCUAUCUCUCUUGCAGUUCUCCAAAUCCCAAAAAUUCCCUUAGUCAAUAAAUUUGCUUCUCUGCAAACUGAUGAUUGUGAACCAUCAAAAGCUACGGACAGUUUUUCGGAGAAUGAUUCCUCCUCGAUCUCCAAAACUGUUGAUGAACCAACUGAUUGCUUUGAUUCAGCUUCUAUGCCGCCGAAACAGAUAGCUAAUAUUGUCAAAGGAAAAUCUCCUCCUAAGCCCAAACCUCCUAAAGGAAAAUCGGCCAAGAAGGCCAAACCCUCUAAAUCUUAA